UUCUUGUGCGUGGAUCGGUUAUAUUUUACGAAAAUAUUAUUUGUAAAUUAGUAUAUUUUUUCAUCUCAGCUAGUAAAAAAGGUAAAAUUCGGUGUUAAAAAUUUUGUUUGUUUGCAAAAUUACGAUUGUGUGUCCGUAAGAUGUCUGCGUAAGCUUCGUUUUGUGGAUUAGUUCGGACCGUUCCUAUUGUAAGAAGAUGAGAUAGGAAGUUGAUUUUGUAAGAAAGUAAAUAAAACCGAAAUAGGUGUUGGUGAAAAAGAGUUGUUUAAAUAAUUAAUAAUGAAGCCAGAGUCUGACAAGCUCAGUGUUUUAUUACGGGAUACAGUGCUACUUUUGUGUCGAAAUGGAUUCAAUUACAAACUGAAUAUCAAGGUUCAAGGGUUGAUAGGUAUAACAUUGGAUGACCAGGAAAUAUUCCUUGUUCAUUUCAACGAGCUGGUUGGCAAGGCUCCUCUUAUCAGCAACGACACUGAAAAAGAUGAUAAUGAAGAUGUUGUUGUUGAAAAAGUGACUUAUCAAGCUCGGCCGACAACUGAUACAAACACUCACCAACCAUUGAAUAAUUUCUAUUACAAUAAUUCAUCUGGCAGAAGAAGGCAUCCAGGCAGAAGUCGAAGGCAAGCCAAACACAAUCGCUCUGUACAACCAAAACCUAUUGAAGAAGAUAGUUCUGAUGAAUACAUUAAAAAUAAUUUAAGUGAAAACCCUGAUUACAACUGCAAGCAAGAUAGUUACUGUUUUGUAGAUGAUAUGGACAGCAACCUAACGACCAACAUACCGCAGAAUGAACACUUCAUUGAUCGACAGUCCUCCAUAACAACCGCAGCUGAUGCCACACUUCCUGCAUCUUCAUCCUCUGCUGUCAUCAUGACCAAACCUGAAAAUAUAAAUGACGUCUACACAGAUGUAACAACACAGUCAAUGAAUAUUCUUGAAAGCAGUUGUAUUGUUGGCAGUUCAGACUUCAACCUUGAUAAUUACAAUUCUGAGAGUAAAAGUGAUUUAGCUCUAGGGAAUGAUAAUAGCAUUAUCAAUGAUGGCAACAAUGAAAAUGACAGUAACAACAACAACAACCCACUUUUCCACUCUUCACAACUCCCCAUCAAAGAGGAGACAGAUGAGAUUGACUUCAACUUUGCCACACUCACAGAAACUGACUGCAUUGACAACCUAACUAAUGUUCAAAUGUAUGGAUCGAAUUCGGCAGGCAAUAACGACGACAACAAUAACAAUGAAUCAAGCAGAGGUCGAAGGGCAAGGAGGUCUGGCCAAAAGUUGUACACGUGUGAGCACCCAAACUGUGGCCUAUCGUUUUAUCGUAGUUACACACUGUAUAGGCACCAGAGAUUGAAGCAUGGUCAGCGUCUGGUGCCUCCAGUCUCACAACAAAAUCGAGAUGUCGAGUUUAGGUGUGCCAUUGACAACUGUGGACAGACUUUUUUCAGGGUUUCCACAUUGGAGAAACAUGAACGAGAAUUUCAUGGAAUCGACAGCCUUCAACCACUCAUGUCAGAGAACAUUUUCACCAAACAAUACCACCACAGCUCUCAGAGCAAUGAGAACAAUGAAAAUUUAUUAUUUGAAGGUGUAGACUAUUCCAUGUUAAAUAGACAAAACAUGACUUGAUUGCUUUUUCUUACUUCUUACUUUAAUUUCAUUUUUAUCUUAAAAAUGUUAACCUAUAGACAUUUUUCACACUGAGAUAAAUAGGCUGGUUAUCUGUUUGUGAACCUACACCUAUAAAAUAUCGGCCAAUGGAAUGACCGUACAAACUUCAGCGGUGGUGUUGCAAGCACUCUUUACCUUACUAAUUAAUUCAUAAUUUGGUGUUUGGUCAGUUUAUAUUAUGCCCUUUCUGUGGUGAAAAUUGUGAUUGAAGGUGGUUUAUUGUUUGAUGUUAUUGUUUGGGUCUUUAUGGUGAUGACUGACGUCGGAGGAAGAUGCUAUUUUUAAAAUAUUGCAACUUUUUAAUUCACGUUAAAAAUGGAUUUAGGCAGCUUCAGAUUUAAAUUAUCCUGUUUAUUUAUUUCAGUUUUAAUGUUGAAAAAUUUUUUAAAUUAAUUAAUUUUGUUUUUACCAUAGCUUAUUCAAAUUUGAUAAUAUUUUGAUUGCUUUGUUGACUCUGUAAAUAACUGGUGGAUGUGAUUGAUGACUGUAGAUGAUAGCAGUUUUUUUUAUUCAUUAACACUUCAACUCUAACACAUUUUCUAAUUAAGUUCUUGUUUCGUAAAAAAAAAAUUCACUGGAUCUACUCGUCAAACAAAAAAAAGUUGUAUGCAAUGAUUGCUUUCAUUUAUUCUGUCUUGCUAUGUAACUAUGAAAAUUUAUGAAAAUUAUUUCAAUUUUUUUCUUCUUUGAAAAUCUUAAUUCCUCCUCA
Helobdella robusta is the source of this 2377-nucleotide messenger RNA. RefSeq lists its product as hypothetical. NCBI's taxonomy places the organism in Eukaryota, Metazoa, Annelida, Clitellata, Rhynchobdellida, Glossiphoniidae. The coding region runs from base 280 to 1626 and encodes 448 amino acids. The transcript has 7 exons. Gene Ontology annotation, biological process: regulation of transcription by RNA polymerase II. The record is from RefSeq and is a predicted model, not a curated record. Gene Ontology annotation, cellular component: nucleus.